CUCUUUGGCAUUCAAUUCUCUCUCACUUGUUUUCCUCUCAUCAAAUCCCUUCUCCUUCAUUUACUACUACUCCACACAACCGACUCAAACCCCUCUUUCUCUCUCUACACUUUUAUACACACUACUUUUGGAUGUACAUACAUAUGUGUGUAUGUAUCGAUUUUGGUGGUCUUGGAAUAUUUCUCUAUAAAGUCAGGAGAAAUGGGUAGGCAGACUCCAUCAGUUUCAGAGGAAUUGUGAGAGAGAAACAAGAGAGAGAAAGAAAGAAUGGAUUCAGGUGGAAUGAGUGAUGAUGAGCAUGGUGGUGUACAUGUAAAGAGCAGUAUUUCUGAGAAAGAAAAGAAGGUGUUUGAAUACCCUCUCAUGGCGUCAGGCAGCAAUAACAACAACAAUGAUCAUCAUCAUCAUCAUCAUCAUCAUCACAUGAUCACUAGUACUACUGAAAUAGCUUUGCAGCAACAACAUCAUCACCAUCAGAUGGACCACAUGAUCAGCCCAUUUCAUCAUCAGACGUCCACAUCGACCUUCCCCAUGAUGCAAUCAUCCCCCUCGUCAUCCUCAGCACCCCUUCCUGGAACUUUCAAUAUAAGCAAAGAUGGCACCGCUUACGACUUGGGCGAAUUGGAUCAAGCUCUUUUCCUCUACCUCGACGGCCAAGAUCAUCACUCAGCUCAAGAACAACGACAGGGUUCUGGGGUGAGGCCACACACACUCAACAUUUUCCCUUCUCAGCCCAUGCAUGUAGAGCCAUCCGCAGCAGCAGCAGCCCCAAAGGGAAGUAGUAGUAGUACUGGAUUAGUUUCUCCCUCAGCCAGUGGUUCCCAGCAGAGAUCAUCUCAGCCAUCCAUGCCCUCAUCUAACCCUAGAAAUGAUGUUGCUUCUGCUCCCGAAACAACCAAAGUGGUUAAGCGUGAGGGCAACCGCAAAGGGCCUACCUCAAGUUCAGAACAAGGAUCAAAAACACCUGACCCAAAGACACUGAGGAGGCUUGCUCAGAAUAGAGAGGCAGCUAGGAAAAGCAGGCUUAGGAAGAAGGCUUAUGUUCAGCAGCUUGAGACAUGUCGGAUGAGGCUUACCCAGCUAGAACAAGAAAUACAAAGAGCUAGAUCCCAAGGAUUUCACUUGGGAGGAUCUGCACUUUUAGCAGGGGAACAAGGCCUUCAAGUUGCAAUGGGCAACGGAAAUUCCGAUGCUGCUAAUUUGUUUGACAUGGAGUAUGCUCGGUGGUUGGAGGAGCACCACCGCUUGAUGGCGGAGCUGCGCCAUGCAAUGGAGGACCAUUUGUCGGAAAACGAGCUACGAGUCUUGGUGGACAGCUGCUUGGCACUCUAUGACCAAGUGAUGAACCUCAAGAACAUGAUCGCCAAAUCCGAUGUUUUCCACCUCUUGUCCGGCAUGUGGAAGACUCCGGCCGAGCGCUGCUUCAUGUGGAUCGGCGGUUUCCGCCCAUCUGAGCUCAUUAAGGUAAUAGUGACCCAAAUAGAGCCAUUGACAGAGCAACAAGUUGUGGGAGUAUGUGGGUUGCAGCAGUCAACAAGGGAAGCUGAAGAAGCCCUCUCUCAGGGUCUGGAAGCUCUGAAUCAGUCACUUACCCACACCAUCACCUCUGAUUCACUCAUUAUCCCACCAAACAUGAAUACCUACAUGGCUCAGAUGGCUCUAGCCAUCAACAAACUCUCCACCCUUGAAGGUUUUCUUCACCAGGCUGACAAUCUGAGGCAGCAAACGCUUCACCGGCUGGAUCAGAUCCUGACGACCCGGCAGGCGGCGCGGUGUUUCCUGGCCAUCGGAGAGUACUUCCACCGCCUCCGUGCUCUCAGCUCCCUGUGGGUGGCGCGGCCCCGCCAGGAGUAAUGGACAAUGGAGUAGAAGACGACGAAACCCUAUCUAUAGCUAUAGCUACUCUUUUCCUUCUUUUAGUUUUUAUUUUCUAAAGAGUAUUUAUAUAUAGCUAAUUAAUUUGCUAUCGUUUAUGUAUAUAUUUUUUUGUAAUUGUCUGUGUUUUCUUUUUUUUUUUUUUUCCUUUUUUUGGUGAAG
Sesamum indicum (sesame) is the source of this 2037-nucleotide messenger RNA. Its product is annotated as bZIP transcription factor TGA10. Gene Ontology annotation, biological process: regulation of DNA-templated transcription; DNA-templated transcription. Lineage: Eukaryota; Viridiplantae; Streptophyta; Magnoliopsida; Lamiales; Pedaliaceae. The record is from RefSeq and is a predicted model, not a curated record. Gene Ontology annotation, molecular function: DNA-binding transcription factor activity; sequence-specific DNA binding.